Pelmatolapia mariae (spotted tilapia) is the source of this 4159-nucleotide messenger RNA. RefSeq names its product adhesion G protein-coupled receptor E5. Gene Ontology annotation, cellular component: plasma membrane. The transcript has 16 exons. The coding region runs from base 250 to 2358 and encodes 702 amino acids. Gene Ontology annotation, molecular function: calcium ion binding; G protein-coupled receptor activity. Gene Ontology annotation, biological process: cell surface receptor signaling pathway; adenylate cyclase-activating G protein-coupled receptor signaling pathway. The record is from RefSeq and is a predicted model, not a curated record. NCBI's taxonomy places the organism in Eukaryota, Metazoa, Chordata, Actinopteri, Cichliformes, Cichlidae.
UGCCCAGGCUGAAAGUCUGAAUCUGAGGGAGGAAGAAAGCUGGUGAAGGUUCAUUCUUGUUUUUCCUGUCACAAGUAAAAACUUGUACAAAAAAGGACGUCUUUUUUCAGUGAUCGGUGUUUGUUUUGUCACUCAAAUACUUUUUCGAUUUUUAUGGACCUGAAAAUUUUUUCUUGAACCUUUGUGAGCGGACCGCCACCAGAUUUUCACUUCAUUCAUAGUCGCGAUAGUUCAGAAAUAAACUUCUGUAUGGAACUGUUUUUCCUAUUCAGCAUGGGAUUUGGGAAGGAACUACUUCUGCUUGGGUUAGCAUGUGCACUGGGAAAUUGUGUCCUGAGGUGUGAAAAUGGCUUUAGCUACAACAGAACUACCAAAAACUGCACUGAUGUUAAUGAGUGUUCAGAAAAUCCAUUGUUCUGUGGGAAUCAUUCAAGAUGCUUUAAUACAUUUGGCAGCUACUACUGUCAGUGCCAACCCGGAUUCAGUUUGGCACGGACAAAGGAGGUUAACUUCACAGCAACAACGGGAAGUUGCCAUGAUAUUAAUGAGUGCACAGACAGUGAAAAUAAAGAAGAGCUCUGUGGACCCAAUGGAGAGUGUAAUAAUAUUAUUGGGAGUUAUUGGUGCAACUGCUCAAAUGGAUACACCAAUUACAGCGUGGAAAGGACACCAUGCUCAAAACUCGAUUGUGAUAACUUCCGUGCUGAGAAAAAGCCAACACAGUUGCUCGGGGGCCUGGCAAACAUCAUGUCCAUGAUGAGAAACAGCUGUUUGGCUCUGUCUGGAACUGGCAGCAAAGUAAAGCUUGAUGGAGAUGCGCUACUGGAGAAACUUUUCACAGAGACUGAUGCGAUGCUGUCUCCUGGAACCCCGAACAUCGAUGCAAGUGUGAGCGGGCUGCUCACUGCUGUGGAGAAAUCGAUUUUAUUCAUUGGGCCUCAGCUAAAAGACAACCACACUAAGAUGGAGAACAACAAGAUAGAUGCACAGAUUGCUGUUCAAAGAGGAACGACUCGACCAACUGGAGAUAUUCGUCUGUCCAGUGAAUAUGCUUAUCUGGACACAGACUGGGCAACAGCAGCCGGGACAAGAAAAUAUCCUGGUUUUGCUGUGGCUGCAUUGUUGAGCUACAAAAACCUUGAAAGCUCUGUGAACAGGUCUUUCGAGAUGGUCAAAGGAGCUAAAGAAAAUGGAGCAGACCCCUCCUACCAGGUCUUCUCUAAAGUUGUGUCUGUGGUGGUCUCAAAUCCGUCGACUCAGAAACUGAGCCGCUCUGUCAACAUCACCUUCAGGCAUCUUGAGGACAUAGAGGAAUCGGUUAACGUGAGUUACAUCUGUGCAUAUUGGACCGAGACAGGGGCCUGGUCCACAGAUGGUUGUUCUAAGCAGGACUCCAAUGCCUCACGCACCAUAUGUACAUGUAACCAUCUGAGCAGCUUUGCUGUUCUCAUGGCUCUUCACCCCAUCGAGCACACCUAUGGGCUCGAGCUGGUGACUAAAAUAGGACUGACCAUCUCCCUGUUGUGUCUCACACUCUGCAUCCUGACUUUCAAGUUCUGCCGUUCCAUACAGGGAACCCGCACCACCAUCCACCUGCACCUCUGCAUCUGUCUCUUUAUAGCUGAUCUUAUCUUCCUGGCUGGCAUUUCUCAAACUAAACCCGUGGGUGGCUGCAGGUUUGUUGCAGCAAUGCUCCAUUUCUUCUUCCUGGCGGUAUUCACUUGGAUGCUGUUAGAAGGGGUGCAGCUGUACCGUAUGGUUGUUCUGGUGUUCAAUGCCACCAUGCGGCCCCUCUACCUAUAUGCUGUGGGCUACGGGACGCCUCUGUUUAUCGUCAUUAUAUCCGCCUGCGUUAGACCAAACGGAUACGGCACUAAAAAAUACUGCUGGCUAUCCACGGAUGACGGCUUCGUCUGGAGCUUCUUCGGGCCUGUGUGCUUAGUCAUCUUUGUGAAUGUCUUCUUCUUUAUCAUCACCGUCUGGAAACUUGCCCAGAAGUUUGCCAGCCUCAACCCAGACCUCUCCAACCUGCACAAAAUUAAAGCUUUCACUGUGACAGCUAUAGCCCAGAUGUGUAUUCUGGGUCUGAUGUGGAUAUCUGGGGUCUUCUUGUUUCAAGAGGAUCCCCCUAUUGCGGUGUCGUACAUUUUCACCAUCUUCAACAGCCUGCAGGGCGCACUGGUCUUCAUCAUGCACUGUCUGCUGUCCAAACAGGUGAGAGAGGAAUAUGCCAAUUUCCUCUCCUGUAUCUGCACAUCACAGAAGAAGAGAUACUCAGACCUAAGCACCACAAAUCCCUCCAGCAGUCAAUCACAAGGUUCAAAGAGUGGGCAGCAAACAGGAGAAUCACAAAUAUGAAGAGCUCAAGCUAAAGCUGUCCUCCAAAGACUUAAUGACUAUCACACAUUCAGCCUAUUUUGUCACCUACAGCAAUUCUUCAUUUAAACUUGAAGUCUAAAAGCAGUGACUCACUAAAUGAUUACACAAUGCUGGGGGCUGUUGGCAGAUUCACCCACACUCGGUGACUUAGGAAAAAAAGAAAAAAAGUGGUUCCUGGAUAUUUGCAUUCAAACUAUAGUUCCUAGUUUUAUCCAAGUCCUCUUAAAAUCCUUUAUUUCAAAAUAAAAUGUCAUUCUUAGGUACUGAUAGCAAGCAUUUAUAGCUUGUCUUUAAUGCGUCACAUCAUAGAACAGUUAGAAAUGAAAUCGUGACCUCUUAAGCACAGGUUAUUCCUCGUAGGUAGGUAACGUAAUGUUAAUGGGACCAAAUUUCAGUUCAAUCCAGUAGCAUCGUCUGCUACUCACAAGGUCGCAAGGUCCGAUUUACCUCCUGAAUUAGGUCAUUUUCCUCAUUGUUUGUGUGCUGUAGCACUCUUUGUAGUUCAAGGCGUACUGGUAAUGACAGAUUUUUAUCGCUGAGUUUAAAAAAAAAAUGUCAUUAAAGUCACAGGCAAGAAGAAGCCGGCUAUUAAAAGUGUUUAUUCAGGAGUGUGAAAGUGCAGCUGCUCGAGUGGCUUUUUGGUUCAUGCAGAACAUAUCACAGUAAUAAUAUAAGCUGUAUUCCUUUCAAAGUCAUAAAAAAUGAUAUAAUUAUGUUAGUAUUUAUUUUCAGUGCAGACAAUAAAGUCUAUGUUAUGUAGGCUACAAGAAAAAAACGAGCAUGCAAACUGUUCUGUUUUACAUAUUUGUAUUUUUGUUUUUGCAUAAAUGGCUGUUUGUAUAUAAGAUUGGGAAUGUUUUUUGUUACUGUUGGAUAAUAUUUGUUUUCAUGUACUCUAUUUAACAGUAGGCUGCAACGGAAACAGCUGACCAAUGAUGCAAAUUACCCAUGAAGUGUCCCUGAGUUUCCCCUUGUUCCCAUGUGGAUUCUUGCAAGGAGUUUAUGUCUGCUUCUUUGAUUAUGAACAAAACAAGUGGUUUUUUAAAAAACCACUACUUGUGGCUAUUUUCAAAGACUCGCCUUGAUUAACAGCUGCGCUGUGCCUUUUUUUCCCCACCCCAAGUGCAUAUUUCAAGGGUUUUCUUUUUAUUCUUGAAAUUGUGAACUUGAAAUUCUAAAUCUGUCCCAAAAUGAGUGGGCAAUUCACAAAAACAGACCCACCCUACUGAUAAGCCUGCAACUUCCUGCAUGCAAAGUGUGUUUAAGCCUGUGAGCUGUCACAAUGUGCCUUUACACAUCUUAGUUACUGUAAAACUUAAGCGAUGUACAGACCUGAAUUUAUUUUGUUGCACUUUUCCAUGACGAUAAAUAUCAUGAUCCUGCACCUCUUUACUCACAUAGUGCACCAGCCUCAUUUACAGAUCCUGAACAGUAAAAAUAAACUUUUUAAUAUAUUUCCAGUUACAGAAAAAACAAAAAGUGACAAAGAUGUUAAUAUAAGGAAACAUUUCGAUUGUUUUUAUUGUCUUAAUCCUUACUGCGAAAUAUAUUAAAGUCACCUCGUUGUUGGUUUUAACAUCUACCCUGUUCUUCGGUUGGUAAGUGUGAUUGCACUUUUAUGGCCAUCAAACCUUUUUUUCAUACAAUGCUAUGGAUAUCAAUGUGAAAAUAGCUACAUGCUUUUUUUGUUGUAUUGUGAAUGUAAGUUAUAUGAACUUAUUUUUUUACUUUGUUUAUAUUUGGUACUGUUUUCUUUGAAGAAUGUGCACCAUAAGAUUUA